Molecule: messenger RNA, 861 nt
Organism: Candidula unifasciata
Lineage: Eukaryota; Metazoa; Mollusca; Gastropoda; Stylommatophora; Geomitridae
Source: the annotation of a GenBank genome assembly
AUGUCAGGUUUGUCACCAGGUACAAUGCAGAAUAAAGCUCAGGUGAAUGGAGCCUCCAGGCAGAGUCUUGCCUUGAAAAGGAGCCGUGCAGUGGGAGCUGAAGCAUGUUUUCCUUCAGUUUUGAUAGCUGUCUUUGGUUUCAUUUGUGGCAUGAUCAUUGUUAACUGGUGUAAGGCCAACAUUAUGUCUCCCUGCAAUGUUCACGGCUUGUGUUGCAAAGAGGAGCGUCUUCGUCAGGUUACACAAGCUGCAAAUGUCAUUGAUGACAAUGAAUACGGAAACACAGAUGGAAGAGAUAAUUUCAUAUUUGUAGGUAUUAUGACGGCCAAAAAGUUUAUCGAUAACCGUGGUUUGGCAUCACAUAGGACUUGGGCGAGUACUAUCAAUGGGAAAGUGGUGUUUUUCUCUAGCGAAGGUUCUACGUCAGGUUAUGGGGUGCCAGUAGUUGCUCUUCCAGGUGUAGAUGAUCACUAUCCUCCACAGAAGAAGUCCUUCAUGAUGCUCAAAUACAUGCACGACCAUUUCUUGGAUAAAUACGAGUGGUUCCUCAGGGCAGACGAUGAUGUCUUCAUCAAGGGAGACAAGUUGGAUCAGUUUCUUCGUGGUAUCAACAGCUCACAGCCAUUGUUCAUUGGCCAGGCAGGUACUGGCAAAGCAGACGAGCUGGGCAAGCUGGCUCUUUCUGCAGAAGAAAACUUUUGUAUGGGUGGUCCUGGCAUGAUAUUCAGCCGCGAGACCCUGCGCCGAAUGGCGCCUCACAUCAGUUACUGCCUUCGUAAUCUGUACACCUCACACGAAGAUGUUGAAAUUGGACGAUGUGUUCGAAAGUUUGCAGGAAUCCAGUGUACAUGGUCUUAUGAG